Molecule: messenger RNA, 1193 nt
Organism: Talaromyces proteolyticus
Lineage: Eukaryota; Fungi; Ascomycota; Eurotiomycetes; Eurotiales; Trichocomaceae
Exons: 5
Coding region: 1-1080 (359 amino acids)
Source: RefSeq, a predicted model, not a curated record
AUGGCAUCUUUCCUGGCCUUGGCUUUUCUUGCCUCGCUUGUCUUUAGUAGUACGGCCGCUUUAUCAGUUCCAUUUCCUCUUCCAUGUUGUACAUCCACUACAACUUGGUCUCUCUCUGGCGAUUAUACGGUGACAGCUACGGAGACAGUGACCUCGGCGACCAAUACAGUCACUGUAACUGGAUUGCCCUUGAUAUCGAUCGACACCAUAACCAUCACCAGCUUUACACCUACUGCAAUUGACUGCUUGCCGACUGCAACAACUAUUCCACCAUAUGUUCUCCCACCUUUACAUUUGGAGAAGCGCGACGAUGCAGUGACUAUUACCGCCUCCUCAUUGAGCUGCCCACCAGCACCGACUAUAACAAUUGUACCCCCUUCGUUGUCGGGGUUGCCAUGUACCAAGAUUACAGGAUCUUUUAAUGUCAUUACUGACACUGAGACCAUCACGACUACUGCUGUCGCCACCAGUACAAUCACCCCCACAAUAAUUAGCGUAAACUAUUAUCAAUACUUAAACGACUAUUUCUAUCCCGAUGGGGACCAGGGAUGUGGAUCCUGUGGCUAUGGUGGUGGUGGCUAUGAAACAUCUGACUGGAAUGGAAAUUACAGCUACUACACCAACGGUACAACCCAACAGAUCAACUUCGAGUCCGAGAACUAUCCUAGCUAUUCUACCAUACUAUGUCAGCUACCUGGACAGGUAGAAGCUACUGAUUGCUCCCAAUGGACCGUCGUAUUCCAGGGCUAUCUGCACGCAACUCAAUACGGCAAUUAUACGAUUGCACCGUAUCUGGGUGAGGAUAAUGCUAUUUUCUUUUGGGGAGGAGAAAAGGCAUAUUCCAGUUACGAGAACAACAACACCGAUGGCGGCGUUUCUUACACGCAGCCAAGUACUUUGCCUCAUACUUACAGUUACUCGAUGGUACCGGGAGAAUUCAUGCUUAUCACGUUCAUCUACGCCAAUGGUUAUGGGCCGGCAUUGAACAGGCUUACUAUUACAAGCCCGAAUGGAACCUCGUACCCGACCGACUUGGAUUUCUUUGUGCCUCCUUGCCCAAAUAGUCCUUUUGUACCUUAAAUCUUCAUAAGAAAUUUAUUAGGUUGGCAAGCUAACAUCCUCUUUUUGGCUCAAUCGGAACAUAGCCAAGGCAAAGUCUGUUUUAUUCAUUCACAUCUCCUAGUGUUUUCAAC